Messenger RNA from Oppia nitens, 726 nucleotides. RefSeq names its product ABC transporter G family member 23-like. The transcript has 4 exons. NCBI's taxonomy places the organism in Eukaryota, Metazoa, Arthropoda, Arachnida, Sarcoptiformes, Oppiidae. The record is from RefSeq and is a predicted model, not a curated record. Gene Ontology annotation, molecular function: ATP hydrolysis activity; ATP binding. The coding region runs from base 1 to 726 and encodes 241 amino acids.
AUGAGUUCACAAAUAAAUUCUUUAGAGAUAAGAGAUGUAUAUUUUGAUUACAAAAAUAGUGUUUCGGUUCUCAACGGUAUUGACGUUACGGUUCCUAAAGGUGGCAUAUAUGGACUGUUGGGUUCAUCGGGUUGUGGUAAGACAACACUAUUGAAGUGUUCAUUAGGACGAUUAAAGCCAAAAAGUGGUUCAAUCUCACUAUUUGGUCAUAAACCGGGUUCUCCUGAAAGUCGAGUCCCCGGACCCGGUGCUGGUUAUAUGCCACAAGAGUUGGCCCUUUACGAUGAAUUCAGUAUUGAUGAAACACUCGUAUAUUUCGGUCGGUUGUUUGGCAUCGAUGGACAAGUGGUUCAGUCGAGGAUAGAGUUUCUCAUGGAUUUACUUCAACUGCCUGUUAGUCGACGUCUGGUCCGACAAUUAAGUGGAGGUCAGAAAAGGCGUGUUUCAAUAGCCACAGCUUUAUUACAUAACCCACCGUUCCUUAUACUUGAUGAGCCAACUGUCGGUUUAGAUCUUAUUCUUCGGGAGUCAAUUUGGAAACAUUUGUACUUUCUGGCCAGCAAUGGACUGACCAUUAUUGUGACCACUCAUUACAUAGAGGAAGCUCGGGGUGCGUUACGGGUUGGAUUCAUGCGAUCGGGUAGACUUCUAGCUGAGGGAUCGCCUGAUGAGCUAUUGCUUCGACACGGAUUUCCCACAUUGGAGGCAUUUCCAAUGAUAUCAUAG